Mytilus californianus (California mussel) is the source of this 5882-nucleotide messenger RNA. Its product is annotated as contactin-3-like. The record is from RefSeq and is a predicted model, not a curated record. Gene Ontology annotation, molecular function: protein binding. The transcript has 26 exons. Gene Ontology annotation, biological process: cell-cell adhesion. The coding region runs from base 154 to 3987 and encodes 1277 amino acids. Lineage: Eukaryota; Metazoa; Mollusca; Bivalvia; Mytilida; Mytilidae.
ACUUAGUGUAAGGAUCAUGAAGACCAUAGUGUAGAUUCAAUGGACAAAUCGAACGCCAGAUUUCCACGUGACCUGUCUUUUUACACCUGAACCUGUAAUGGUUGAUUGAUUUCACGUUAAUAUGGAUUAAAGUAAAGUAAGAUGUAACUAAUCAUGUGGCUUGCAAGGCUGUGUAUUAUUCUUGGGACGGUUUUGUUAGUAAGAGCCCAAACCGUUUUCUACAAUUGUCCAGAUGGCUGGGUGACAGAUCUACCAAACAAAAGAUGUUAUAAUUUCGUUUUUUAUCCGAAAUUGCCAUAUGUGUUGGCAGCAAAAUCAUGUGCUGAAUCAUUCUCCACUUUAGUCAGUGUUACAACAAGUACUGAACAUAGUUUUAUUAAUGAGUAUCUCAUUUCACACGAUAUAAAUAGGUAUGAAUGGUAUUCAAGUGGAAGGAAAGAACUUAAUAAUGAAUAUUUAUGGGAAGGGGAAGGUGUUACACUGAGGGAUGUGAAUCCAGUCAUUAACUUCUGGAUGGCUGGGUACCAGUUUGUGCCACACGAUAGAUUGAUAUAUAAAUUUGAUAUUACUCAAAAUGGUUACAGAUGGUAUAUAGGUGAAGACACUAUAAAAAGAUCUUACAUCUGUGAAAUAGGUCAGGAAGAGGCCUACAGGGUACUUGUACAGAGGAGAGAUUUUACUUUUGGAACACCAUACCUAAAUCUAGAUGAAACGGCUAGUGGUCCAACCUUUGACCCUGAUGGCGUGCCAGAAAAUAUUUGGUUUCUUAAAUCAGCAAAGUCACUAUAUUUAGAAUGUUUAGCUAUAGGUCAUCCACAGCCUACAUACAGAUGGCUUAGAGGCCCAACCUUGGAACAAAUUUCUGAAGAGGUAAAAACUGCAACUGAUAGUAGAUACACACUUACUAAUGGUAAACUGUCAAUACAAAAUCCUGAUGAUAGAGAUUCCAAAUAUUAUAGAUGUGAAGCAAGUAAUUCACAAGGGAAAAUCAUCAGUAAUUAUGCACAGCUAGCAAUAGGAACCUUGGGUGAAUUUCCAAACUACUCUGAUGCCCCAGUUACCGCCUAUGCCAAUGAGGGAGCAGUAAUUCUUUGUAGUAAAAUUAAUUUUGAACCAUCUGCUGUAUAUAAUUGGGAGAGGGCUGGCGUUACUGGAGGCUCUCCAGCAGAUAUUUUUUCAGAAAACACAAAUUACAUCUUUUUAUCAGCUAAUGGAAGAUUGUAUUUCUCAGAAGUUACACGUAACGAUGAGGGGGACUAUUAUUGUCGUGUAUCAUUAUCAGGAAUAUCUGAAUCCGUGGUAGGAACUGCACAGCCACCUAGUGCUAUCAGCCGACCAAUCAAGUUGGAAGUUAAACAACAAGCUGCUAAAAAUGACUGGGGUCCAAUCUUCCAGGAUGAUUUUAUAAAUGUAUUCCCAAAUCCACCAAUCAGAGGACAAGAUGUUAGACUGGAAUGUUUUGCCUAUGGAUCUGCCGUUGAUUACAAAAACAAUUGGAAUUAUAUUUGGUCCAGAAAGGGUGGUAUCCCUUCUAAGGUUAAAUAUGGUGACCUUAACCGAGUACUCAUUUUGGAGAAUGCACAAGCAGAGGAUGAAGGAUUAUACACAUGUCUUGUAACGAGAGGAUCAAGUUCAAAAAGCAAAGAUUUUCAACUUGUACUGAACACAAAGCCAUACUUUUUGAUGCCUCUGAAGCACCAACAUGUAGACAUCGGCACUCAUAUUUCCUGGCAAUGUCUAGCUGACGGCAACCCAACACCUGAGUACAGCUGGUAUCGUAAUGGUACAAUGAUCCUAGCUAAUGACCCUCGUGUAACUAUCAAAAGGAAUGUACUUACUAUAGAUAAUACUAACCCGGAAUUACAUAGUGGAAUGUAUCAGUGUGGAGCUACUAACAUCCUUGGUCAAGUAUUAAGUUCUGCUCAGCUAAGAGUGUUGGCAUUUGCUCCUUCCUUCACAAAGAAUCCUCUGCCACAAAGUUUAGCUGGCGCUAUUCGUGGAAAUAUUUCAAUACCGUGUCAACCUGAAGCUUCUCCAAGGCCUUCCAUUAGAUGGGCAAAACAAGAUAGGUUUGGAAACUUGCAAGACUUGCCUGUAACAGUGAUGACUGGGACUGUUGUAGAUAACACAGUUCAUUAUAGAAUGAACUUGAAUGGAGACCUUAUUAUUACAAAUAUAGGGAAUGAAGAUCAAGGGACUUUCAUUUGUAUUGCUACAAAUGAUUUAGGUGAAGACCAAAGUUCUUGUCAACUCUCAGUACAAGAAGGAACAACAUUAUUCAGAACACCAAACAAGUUUUAUGUAAAUUAUGUCCAGAAUGACACUGUGUUUAUAAACUGUGAAGCAUCUUAUGAUCCUGAUCUUGAUCUUAUUUAUGUUUGGAAAUUCAAUGGAAAAAGAAUAGAUAUGGAAGAGGAGGCUUAUUUCUUUACACAAUCUUUCAAUCCAGUAGGAUUGUACAUCAAACCAUUACAAUACUAUCACGAAGGGGAAUAUGAGUGUACAGCACUUACACCACUUAACUCCGUGAGUGCAGCAGGGGUAGUAGAAGUUCAAGGUGUACCAGAAGCUCCGUCAGGAUUGUAUGGAGACAGUGGAAGGGUUACCACAAAUAGUAUCAUUUUUUAUUGGACUACUGGCAAUGACCGUGGAAAUACAGUUUUGGAGUACGAAGUGAUAUAUAAUGUUGACUCUGAGCCAGGACAGUGGUACCAUGCUACAACAGGCAUAAAUAAGAUACUUCAUGCAGAUACAUUAAUUGUUGGUAGUCUAGAUACAAGGAAAAGAACAUAUGAGCUGAAAGGACUUCUGCCAGGCAAUAAUUACAGAUUUAAAAUAAGAGCCAAAAAUAUCAAAGGAUGGGGCCAAUUCAGUUUAAAAUCUGCUUAUUACCAGACCCUGAUGGCUGCUCCAUCAGUGCAUCCUGAUUUCAUGAAUAUAACUGGAGGAGGGGGUAGUGUUGGUGAUCUGACCAUCAAAUGGAAUCCCUUACCCCAGAAAUACCAUGGAGGUACUGGAUUAUAUUACAGACUGUAUUGGAGAACAGAUACCACGCAAGUUUGGAUUGGACACAAUGUAUUAUCCCAACCAGAUGACCUGGCUAAAGGUCAACUAUAUUAUGUCCAGCUUGUUGGAAAAGAUAAUUUCUAUCUGCCAUAUUAUGUCAUGAUUCAGGCACGUAAUGCAUAUGGAAACGGACAGAAUUCUACUGCAAGGAUCAUUUAUUCAGCUGAAGGAAUGCCUAUUCCAGCACCAAAGAUUCAAGGAUGUUCAGCUAUUAAUUCAACAGCUAUGGAUGUCUAUUGGACACCUAUUGAAAAUACAAGACUGAAUAUAAAAGGCAAAAUUGCAGGUUUUCAGGUCAAUUACUGGCUCAGACCAUCUGGAGGGGAAAUAUUGCCAGUCUAUAAACAGUUUAUAAGAUUCAGUACAAGGGAUGGUAUUGUUCCUACCCAUGGAAUUGUCAUUGGAAUAACACCAAAUGCAUUCUCUACAUUUGAUGUCCAAGUCUUCAACACAGCCGGACUUGGACCUAAAUCAGACUCUUACCCUUGUGAAACUGCAAAUUUAGCUACUAUUCUUUAUCCAACAGAAGUAACAGUGCAUCCUUUUGACUCAACCUCUGUUCAAAUCACAUGGAGAGGUGUACUCAUAACAACCGAUGAAGCUACAGUCAUAGGAUACAAGAUUUUCCUGUGGCCAUCAAACGAAAAUUUCAGAUCAGCAUUUGAAUACAUGGCUGAUUUUACGCCAACAAAAUAUAAAUUAUCAAACUUAGAAGCUGGUGUGGUGUAUUCUAUCAGGAUAUCGGCUUUUAGUGAUGCUGGAGAUGGACAAAAAUCUGCAACUGUUUAUUUUGCUAUAGCUGGAGGUGCAACAUUGAUAGACCAGACAGUUACAGAGUUUUCCUACCUGGCAGCUUCAUCAAUCUCAUCAUCCAUAAUCUUAGUUCUACUGGCUUCCAUUUUAGUGCUUAUGUUGUCAUAACAACACAUUUGAUCAUUUAGAGACAGUUAAGACUAUAAAUGAAUAUUUGUACAAUACUAUAGGUUUAUAAAUGAAUUUUAAACACAUAAUUGAUAUUUAAGAACCAGUGUCUCUUUUUACAUAAAAUCUUACAUGUAAAAUUACACACAAGUCACCGUUGGUUUUUCCGUUUGAAUGGUUUUACACUAGUAAUUUUUUGGGGCCCUUUAUAGCUUGCUGUUCGGUGUGAGCCAAUGCUCCGUGUUGAAGGCCGUACCUUGACCUAUAAUGGUUUACUUUUAUAAAUUGUAACUUGGAUGGAGAGUUGUCUCAUUGGCACUCAUACCACAUCUUCCUAUAUCUAUGAACAUUUCUUAUAAAGUACAAUAAUUAAUCACAAAAUUUUUUUCUGAAAAGAGUUGCAGAAAUGAUGUUAUUAAAUAUCGGCUUUCACAUAAAUUUUUAUUUUCACCAAAAUACCAUGUUUAUGUGUUUUUACCAAAGAGAUUAAUUUGUGAACUGUUACCAUAGUAAGAGUUUAUUUUAUUAAGAAUAUAAAGAUACAGAGGAUCUUUAAUGACUUAUUUUGUUAUGAAUAUUUGUUAUGCAGUAUUUUACACCUUAUUAUACCCUACGCAAUGAGUUGCGGAGGGUAUAAUGUUUUUUGACCCGUCCGUCUGUCCGUCUGUCAGUACGUCAGUCCUGUUUCUUGUCAUCGCAACUCCUCUCAAACCACACAACAGAAUUUCACGAAACCUUUUUAGAUAAUAAGGACAUACUAAGUAGUUGUGCAUAUCAACAGGAAAUUACGAUUCAAUUUUUUUUCUAGGAGUUACGCCCCUUUGAACUUAUUUGCUUCAAUAUACCUCUGCAACAGUUUGUCAUCGCAACUCCUCUGAAACCACACAACAGAAUUUCAUGAAACUUUGUAGAUAAUAAGGACAUACUAGGUAGAUGUGCAUAUCGACAGGAAAUUAUGAUUCAAAUUGUCUAGGAGUUACGCCCCUUUGAACUUAUUUGCUUCAAUAUACCUCUGCAACAGUUUGUCAUCCCAACUCCUCGGAAACCACACAACAGAAUUUCAUGAAACUUUGUAGAUAAUAAGGACAUACUAGGUAGAUGUGCAUAUCGACAGGAAAUUAUGAUUCAAUUUUUUUUUCUAAUACAAUUAUUUUUUCUUACAGUUAUUUUAUUUCUCCAGUGACAAUGUGGGGAAGUGGGGUAUGUGAGCCCGCUCACUAAGGUUCUUUAAUUUUGAUGUUAUUUCGUAUCUUUAGUGUAUUAUACUGUAUGCAUAACGUUUGUUUUUGAUCUUUUAGAAAAAUUUUGUAAACAAAAUUUGAAAUAGACAAGUGUUGAGUUCUCCUGUAUUAUUGAUCUCAGUAUCAAAGUUGUUUUUGUUUAAUUUUACUUUAUAAAUUGAACUGCUAGAAAUCCAUUUACUAUGUUAGAUAUAAUGCAGAAUAUGUUUGUGACUUAGCUGGGAUCACACCAUAACUAUUUCCAUACUGAUUAUUUAGUUAUAUUUAUUAGGAGACUGUACUAUAUGUUUUGAUUUUUGUAGAUGGAAAUAUGUAAAAUUUACUAAUUUUCACGAUUUUAAAAUGAAAGUGCUAUAUUUAAUUUUAAAAACAAGUAGUUUAGUGUCUUGAAAUUAUAUUUAUGUUUUUAAAUAUUCCAGGAAAUACUGAAUUAUUAUGGAGAUAAUUUUUACUAACAUAGGAAGAUUUUUUAUUCCAGUUUUAUUUUAUUUGGAAAGAAAUCCAACAAUUUGUGUAUAUAUAUAUAUAUAAUAUAUAUAUGUAUACAAACAAUUAAUAUACAUUGCUUCAGAAUACCUACCAUAAUUUCAUUGUAAAAGUAUCAUACUAUCAUUAUAUUUGCAAUAUUUUUACAAUAAAAUUAUUUAUUAUCAA